AUGGCUGACAGGACUGCCCCUAACUGCCACCUGAGGCUGGAGUGGGUCUAUGGCUACAGAGGACACCAAUGCCGCAACAACCUGUACUACACAGCAGCCAAGGAGAUUGUGUACUUUGUGGCUGGGGUUGGUGUGGUCUACAACACCAGGGAACACAAGCAGAAAUUCUACCUGGGCCACAAUGAUGACAUUAUCAGCUUGGCCCUGCAUCCAGAGCGAGUGUUGGUGGCCACCGGACAAGUUGGGAAAGAGCCGUACAUCUGCGUCUGGGACUCGUACACCGUGCAGACGGUCUCCAUACUGAAGGACGUCCACACCCAUGGGAUAGCUUGCUUGGCGUUCGAUGUGGACGGACAGCGGCUAGUCUCAGUGGGUCUCGACUCCAAGAAUACGAUCUGCGUUUGGGACUGGAGGAAAGGAAAGCUGCUGGCGAUGGCGCCCGGUCACACGGACAGGAUAUUUGACAUCUCCUGGGACCUUUAUCAGCCCAACAAACUCGUCAGCUGCGGCGUCAAACACAUUAAGUUUUGGAGUAUGUGCGGCAAUUCGCUGACCCCCAAGCGUGGCGUGUUCGGGAAGACGGGCGACCUGCAAACCAUUCUGUGCCUGGCAUGCACGAGGGACGAGCUGACGUACUCCGGGGCUCUGAACGGGGACAUAUAUGUCUGGAAGGGGUUAAACCUAACGCGUACAAUCCAGGGGGCGCACGCUGCAGGAAUCUUCAGUAUGAACGCGUGUGAAGAAGGCUUUGCCACCGGCGGCCGGGACAGCUGCGUGCGGCUGUGGGAUUUAAAUUUUAAACCAAUUACUGUGAUUGAUCUCAGGGAAACCGACCAGGGAUACAAAGGUCUGUCUGUGCGGAGCGUGUGUUGGAGAGGCGAUCACAUCCUGGUCGGGACGCAGGACAGCGAGAUCUUUGAGAUCGUGGUGCACGAGAGGAACAAACCCUUUCUCAUCAUGCAGGGACACUGCGAAGGAGAGCUGUGGGCUCUGGCCGUCCACCCCACCAAACCGCUGGCCAUCACCGGGAGCGACGACCGAUCAGUGAGGAUAUGGAGUUUAGUAGACCAUGCCCUGAUAGCUCGGUGUAAUAUGGAGGAACCCAUUCGAUGUGCGGCCGUCAGUACCGACGGCAUCCACCUGGCUCUAGGAAUGAAGGACGGCUCUUUCACGGUGCUCCGGGUCAGGGACAUGACCGAGGUCGUCCAUAUCAAGGACCGGAAAGAGACCAUCCAUGAGCUGAAAUAUUCUCCCGAUGGUAAUUUUCUUGCCGUCGGCUCCAACGACAGCUGUGUGGACAUCUACGGGGUCGUUCAGCGAUAUAAAAAGGUUGGGGAGUGCACCGGAUCCCUGUCCUUCAUCACACACAUGGACUGGUCUUUGGACAGCAAGUUCCUCCAAACCAACGAUGGGAGCGGGAAAAGAAUGUUCUACAGAAUGCCCGGAGGUAAAGACGUGUCCAAGGACGACCUGAAGGGCGUGCAGUGGGCCCGUUGGACGUGCACGUCUGGUUCGGAAGUGAACGGCAUCAUGCCUAAAUAUUCCGACGUUAACGACGUCAACUCUGUAGACGCUAAUUUCGGGGGACAGGUUCUGGUGUCAGCUGAUGAUUACGGGACAGUGAAACUUUUCAGAUAUCCGUGUCUGAAAAAAGGUGCAAAGUUUAGGAAGUACCUGGGUCACUCGGCACAUGUGACCAGCGUCCGAUGGUCACAUGACUACCAGUGGAUCAUCUCGGUCGGUGGAGCCGAUCACUCUGUGUUUCAGUGGAAGUUUAUUCCGGAUCGGAAGCUGAAGGACGUCCUGCACAUCGCCCCACAAGAAAGUUUGAUCGACUCCAACAGCGACGACUCGGAUACCGACCAAUCGGACGUCCCAGAGCUGGACUCUGAGAUAGAGCAGGAGACUCAGACCACUUACCGCCGCCAGGUUUAUAAGGAGGAUCUACCUCAGCUAAAGGAGCAAUGCAAAGAAAAACACCGGAGUGCUUCUUCCAAGAGACGGGAGCGGCCGCCCGUGAACAGCAUCCGGCUCCACUUUGUUCACGGGUAUCGGGGGUACGACUGCCGCAGUAACCUGUUUUAUACCCAGACGGGAGAGAUCGUUUACCACGUGGCAGCCGUCGGGGUGGUGUAUAACCGGCAGCAGAACACGCAGAGGUUUUAUUUAGGGCACAACGAUGACAUCCUAUGCCUCGCCAUUCAUCCGCUGAAGGACUACGUAGCCACCGGCCAGGUGGGUCGCGACAGCGCGGUGCAUAUCUGGGACGCGGAGACAAUCAAACCUCUCUCCAUAUUAAAGGGACAGCACCAGUACGGAGUGUGCGCCGCGGACUUCUCGGCGGACGGAAAGCGUUUGGCCACGGUGGGCAUCGAUGACAAUCACACUGUUGUUCUCUGGGACUGGAAGAAAGGAGAGAAGCUGUCGGCAGUCAGAGGAAGCAAAGAAAAGAUCUUCGCGGUGAAGAUGAAUCCGUUCACUCCGGACAAGCUGAUCACGGCCGGCAUAAAACACCUGAAGUUCUGGAGACGGGCAGGCGGAGGUCUGAUCGGACGCAAGGGCUGCGCAGGAACCGGAUCGAAAAGCGAGACCAUGAUGUGUGUGGUGUACGGCUGGACGGAGGAGAUGUCCUUUUCUGGAACAUCUACCGGAGACGUUUGUAUCUGGAGAGACCUCUUCCUCAUGAAAACGGUUAAAGCCCACGACGGGCCGGUGUUCAGCAUGCACGCUCUGGAUAAGGGCUUUGUAACGGGAGGAAAGGAUGGAGUGGUAGCUCUUUGGGACGAUGCCUUCGAACGAUGCCUCAAAACCUACGCUAUAAAAAGGGCUGCGUUGGCCCCAGGAUCUAAAGGGCUUUUGCUAGAAGACAACCCGUCCAUCCGUGCCAUAUCCCUGGGCCAUGGUCACAUCCUGGUGGGAACCAAGAACGGGGAGAUUCUGGAGGUGGAUAAGAGCGGACCCGUCACUUUACUUGUUCAGGGACACAUGGAGGGAGAGGUUUGGGGUCUGGCCACUCACCCUCACUUACCAAUCUGUGCCACCGUAAGUGAGGAUAAGACCCUCCGAAUUUGGGACCUGUCCCCGAGUCACUGCAUGCUGGCUGUUCGCAAGCUAAAGAAAGGCGGAAGAUGCUGUGCCUUCUCCCCGGACGGUAAAGCGCUGGCCGUCGGACUGAACGAUGGGAGCUUUUUAAUCGUUAAUACGGACACGAUGGAGGACCUGGUCUCGUUUCACCAUAGGAAGGACGUCGUCUCCGAUAUCCGCUUCUCCCCUGGCGCGGGGAAGUACCUGGCCGUGGCUUCCUACGACAACUUUGUAGACAUUUACAACGUGAAGAGCAGCAAGCGGGUCGGGGUCUGCAAGGGAUCGUCCAGCUACAUCACGCACAUCGACUGGGACGCCCGAGGGAAGCUGCUGCAGGUGAACACGGGGGCCAAGGAGCAGCUCUUUUUUGAAGCCCCCCGAGGGAAGAAGCAGAACAUUCUCAGCCAGGAGGUAGAAAAGGUUUCCUGGUCGUCGUGGACGAGUGUCCUGGGUCCGAGCUGCGAGGGCAUCUGGCCCGUGAUCGGCGAAGUAAGCGACGUGACGGCUGCCAGCCUCACCGCAGAUGGCAAGGUCUUGGCGACCGGAGACGACUUUGGUUUCGUGAAGCUGUUCCGGUACCCGGUUAGAGGGAAGUUCGGGAAGUUUAAGAGGUACGUGGCACACAGCUCGCACGUCACCAACCUGCGCUGGGUGCACGACGACAGCCUGCUGGUCACCGCCGGGGGUCUGGACACGUCGCUCAUGCUGUGGACCCACGAUGCCGAGGGGCACCGGGAGAGCAGGCAGUGCGACAGCGAGGAGUCCGACCUCGACUCCGAGGAGGACGGAGGUUACGACAGCGACGUCACCAGAGAGAACGAAAUGAAUUACACCGUCAGAGCUUUAUGCACCAAUAUCCGGCCGAUGGUGGGAAUCAAACCGCACCUCCAGCAGAAGGAGCUGUCUCUGGAUGAGAGGCAGGGCGUAGUCAGACCUCCCGUUAGUCGGGCAUUACCGCCCCCCGAAAAACUUCAGACUAAUAACGUUGGCAAAAAAAAGAGACCCAUUGAGGAUCUGGUUCUUGAGUUGGUGUUCGGAUACCGGGGAAGAGACUGCCGGAAUAACGUCCAUUAUCUCAAUGACUGCGCUGAUAUUCUGUAUCACGCGGCGUCGGUCGGCAUCCUGUACAACGUGGCUACAGGUUCUCAGAGCUUCUACCAGGAACACACGGAUGACAUUUUGUGCCUCACUAUAAACCAACACCCCAAAUUCACCAACAUUGUGGCAACUGGCCAAGUAGGUGAUGCGGCCGAUAUGUCUGCGACGGCGCCGUCUAUCCACGUGUGGGACGCAAUGACCAAGCAGACGCAUUCUGUCCUCCGCUGCUAUCACUCCAAGGGCGUUUGUUCCGUCAGCUUCAGUGCCACCGGCAAACUCCUCCUGUCUGUCGGACUGGACCCCGAACACACCAUCACCAUAUGGAAGUGGCAAGAAGGGGCCAAAAUCGCCAGCAAGGCCGGUCACAAUCAGCGCAUCUUUGUGGCCGAGUUCCGACCCGAUUCGGACACCCAGUUUGUGUCUGUCGGGGUGAAACACGUGCGGUUCUGGACUCUGGCCGGGAGGGCGCUGCUCAGUAAGAAGGGCAUGCUGAGCUCCAUCGAGGACGCGCGCAUGCAGACCAUGCUGGCGGUGGCAUUCGGAGCUGGUAACCUGACCUUCACCGGGACGAUCAGCGGGGACGUCUGCGUCUGGAAAGACCACAUACUGUCUAGGAUCGUGGCCAAAGCUCACAACGGGCCAGUGCUCACCAUGUACACCACGCUGAGGGACGGCCUGAUCGUCACAGGCGGGAAGGAGAGGCCAACCAAGGAAGGUGGCGCGGUGAAGCUCUGGGAUCAGGAACUGAAAAGAUGUCGCGCCUUCAGACUGGAGACGGGUCAGCUGACGGACUGCGUGAGAUCCGUCUGCAGAGGGAAGGGUAAAAUCUUGGUGGGAACUCGCAACGCAGAAAUCAUCGAGGUCGGCGAAAAAAACGCAGCGUGUAACAUUCUCAUUAACGGACACAUGGAAGGACCCAUCUGGGGGCUGACCACCCACCCAACCAGAGACCUCUUUCUGUCGGCCGCAGAAGACGGGACAGUCCGGCUGUGGGACAUCGCAGACAAGAAGAUGCUGAAUAAGGUGAAUUUAGGGCACGCUGCCCGCACGGUGUGUUACAGCCCGGAGGGGGACAUGGUAGCCAUCGGCAUGAGAAAUGGAGAGUUCAUUAUCCUUCUUGUAACCUCCCUGAAGAUCUGGGGCAAGAAAAGAGACAGAAGGUCAGCUAUUCAGGACAUCAGAUUCAGCCCGGACUCCCACUUCUUGGCCGUCGGCUCCAGCGAGAACGCUGUGGAUUUCUACGACCUGACGAUGGGCCCGUCGCUGAAUCGGAUCAGUUACUGCAAAGACAUCCCCAGCUUUGUGCUGCAGAUAGAUUUUUCUGCCGACAGCCGCUACGUCCAGGUCUCCACCGGAUGUUACAAGCGACUGAUCUAUGAAGUGCCUUCCGGGAAACUGCUCACCGAGCAAGCCCUGAUCGACAGAAUUACGUGGGCUUCCUGGACCAGCGUCCUCGGAGACGAGGUGGUCGGAAUCUGGUCCAGACACAACGAGAAGUCGGACGUGACGUGCGCCUCCGUCUCUCACUCAGGAAUAAGCCUGGUUACCGGGGACGAUUUUGGAACGGUCAAACUAUUCGACUUCCCCUGUCCUGAAAAAUUUGCGAAACACAAGCGCUUUCUGGGGCACUCUGCCCACCUGACCAAUAUCCGCUUCACCAGCGGGGACAGGUACGUGGUCAGCGCCGGAGGAGACGACUGCAGCUUGUUCGUAUGGAAAUGCGUGCAUAUGCCGCACUGACGGGAACCGACCUGCCGAGCGCCGCUCACUCCACCUCUCAGGCCAGGUGCGAUGGGGGAUUCUCUCUGAGUCUGCAAGGAGCGAUGCAGAGUCACGGAGAAGGUACGGGGGCAAAACUACCACGGUCGGAGACCCCUUUUUUGGGGAUCGUUUGGAGGCUC
Messenger RNA from Spea bombifrons (plains spadefoot toad), 6083 nucleotides. It is a transcript of the gene EML5, whose product is annotated as EMAP like 5. The transcript has 43 exons. NCBI's taxonomy places the organism in Eukaryota, Metazoa, Chordata, Amphibia, Anura, Pelobatidae. Gene Ontology annotation, molecular function: microtubule binding. The coding region runs from base 1 to 5922 and encodes 1973 amino acids. The record is from RefSeq and is a predicted model, not a curated record.